UACAUUUUGAACAGGUUCUUCUUAAUAAAGGAAUCUAUUUCUGUUCCCAAAUGAGAUUUUUUAAUUUUAUUAAAAAAACCUAUUUUAGUGUGUACACAAGUAAAGAGAGUAAUUGUAAAUCCAACAAACAAGCACUGAGGUUAUAGGAAAUAUAGAUAUACAGCACCAGUUCUUACUUACUUGUAAAUACGACAACAUGGUUUUAAAAAUAUUCCUAGAAAUCUAAUUCGAUUUCAAAAACAAGGCCUAUUUCAAACGAAUCUAUUAUUACCCACCGCCUACACACUAAACAAAAACUCGAUCCACCCAUCAACCAUCAGACCAACAGCUCAAUUUAGCAGGCACUGGCAUCCAGUAACAAAUGUCCGUUUUCAAAUUUCCACUGGCAACGCUUUUAUGCCCCCCCCCCCUCCGCACAGUGUACCUCUUUCGAGGAAAUGGUUUUAAUUGGAAAAUCGACAAAUCGCUACUUUACACAACGCUGUAUAACAAAAAUGAACCAAAUAAUUCGAAACCAGCAGAAAAAAGGCAAACACAAUCAUUCAUUUUGAAUUCAAUCAUGCAAUAUGAUACCUUUCACGUUGCCACAAGGCAAACGUACAGUAGCGAACCCGCCUUACGCUCUUACCAUAGAAAAAGGGCAAAUUAAAUCGCAUUCAUUUCCCGCUUCAUCAACGGACAACGGUGCGUGUAGGCGUUCGAUCGGUGCAGUCAUUUUCCGUCCUUUCAUUCAAACAAAAACGUAUGCCUCUCCAUUGCGCUGGUUACCAACUCAUUCAUCCCUCGAAUCCGUAACCAUCGAAAGCUUCAAAUUCAACCGACAGCAAGCCGUCACGCCCGUUGGCUUCUUAAUCAGAUAAACUUUGACCCGGGAUUUCAAUCGGUCGAUGCCAGUGUGUGUGUGUGUAUUUCUCUCUCUCUCUCUCUCUCUCUCUCUCUCUCACACACACACACACACACUUUCUCUUCCUUUAACGUCAGUCAAACGCCAUUUUUAUGUCGAUUAGCAAUCGAAGUGUGAUGUUUAUUCAAUCUCUGGCGCAAAAGUUAACGAACCGUUUGACGCCCAUCACUGCCACCGGUUACAGAACGCCAGGCCUUAAUAAAAGAUGUAGCUAAAAUUUAGCACAAAAAAGGGGAGAAGAAACGAAGCGCUCUCAUUUGAAGGACGGCAGGCAAAAUGCAAACAGGAACUCGUAAACAAAAUCUCCACCCAGUCCCGGACACGAGCCUGAGAUUCGUUUCCCAAAAUUUAAUUUCAAAGCAAAAAAAAAGCUGUGAGACGAAAAUAAAAUUUAAUACAAUUUUAUAACGCACCACAGCUCUGGAUGAACUGCUGCCGAAAGCUCCCACAGCAAUGUUAAGUUACUUCAUUUCGAACAAAUUUCACAUCUUUCCACUAAGUCCGUUUCCUAGAAUUCAAGUGUUGAAGGAAAGAAGCAAAUAGUCACAUCAUUACAACGAACACGGACUCAGUCUGACCUAAGACCCAUCGGAAGUGGGCUCAGUGUGAAAAGCUUCAUCUAAAAACACCACUUGGCAAAUGGAACUGCGUGGAAGCAGACGACGUAAUGGGGAAAAAUCACUUUAUUCGAUAAUGGCAAUGGGAUGGGAGGUGAACACAAAAUACACAUCCCUACUCCCACUGUAAGGGAAACGCUAUCACCAUGGAGAUGGAUGGAGCAGCCCGGAGACAGGCCCGUCACGAAUGAUCACAAUUGCGUGAAUUGCGUCUGCUGAGUCACUGAUAAGGAGCGCCAGCUGCAAACGUUUGAUGCUGUGUGUGUUCGCAUAUUCCAUCCGCACAGCGGAACGUGGUCUCUUUUGCUGGGUGGUCAAGAGGAGUGUUUUAAAAUUGGACUUAAUAUAGAGAAAAAGAAGAAAAAAAUCAUACACGUGCUUCUGCAAAAAAAAGAUCCUAGCAACAACAAAACGACAAAUGUUCGGGACAAAACUUUUCCCAAGGUGAUUUUACUAACGAACACAGACCCACAGGUGGGCAACAUCAAAUGAAUGUCAUUUUUAUUUUCAAUAAAUAAUAUUUUCUCCCGAAACUUUGCUGUAUGUAUGGUGCUUUUCAUCUUGUCGCGCUAGAUCGCAAACGAACUGAGCUAAAUGAGCAGUUGAACAUUAAAUGUACCAUAUCGUGCACAAAGUUAAUUUAAUUGUACACCCUAACUGUCCUGAUGAAGUGGCAAAGCUCAUUUACUUUCCUUUUUUCAUAACGAAGUUUUACGAUUGUUCUUCUCUUCGUUACUUUUCGUUUCGUUUAAGUAAUGUGGCCAGUAUCUGUCCCAAAACUCCCAUAGUCCUCCAACACCCUUUCCGUUUUCCCAAACUCAAUUGCCUUACCCCAUCUUUUCUGCUGCAGUACAAAGCACGCACUGGCAAACACCUCAGCAUCAGUGCAUUUCCCUUUUUCAGUAUCAAUUCACACGCCACAGGCUGUGGAACCAGAUGUUCUGUCCCGCAGCAGCUUUCCAGAUUUGUUUUUUCUUCUCAACAAGUGGUUCUCGCACAUUUCGAACAGCGUAAAAUUAUUCAUUCAACAAGGAUUUCACGUGUAGUGCAAACCAUGCCGUAAGGCACGGUCCGUCCGAAACGGAUGGAAACUGUACAACAAUUUUAUCUACCACCUCCCCAGCUUACUUUUCCAAACAAGUGCAUUCUCAAUUAGAGCUCGAAAAAUUAAUCCAAUCCAACCAGCUUGGUUGUAUGGCUGAGUACCAGCGAAAAUGUAAAGUGAAACACCAGCAGGCAACAAACAAAGUGAAAGGAAAUUUGUUGGAAAAUUUGCAUCGAAAAUCACUCGUGGUGGUGGAGCGCAAUUGGUUCGAUUGAAGUGGUUCGGAGCGGAGCCACGUGAAGGACUUGUGCCGUACAACAAUGAGCAAAAAGUGAAGUGAUUUCUCAGUGUGGAAUUAAUACGAUUUUCCCACAGCGAAGGAAAGUGAACAUAGACACACAUACGCAGCCUACACACAUACGUAGCAUCGAAUACACUAGCUCCCAAAUUCGUUACAGCAACUAAAAUAGUCAAAUUUUUUUGUGUUGUGGCGCGGUUUCACCUUUCCACACCGGUUCCAACCAUGGAUGAAGUGCAUGAAAAGAUGAAGAAUUUUUUAAUUAAUUCCGACUCGAGUGGCAUCGAGUUGGGCGAGUUUCUAACGAAGCGGUUCCCCACAUCCGCCGCAACCUAUCUCGCCCUGCUUCCUCCCGGCAGCGCCCACUGCAUACGCCAACGUUUGACCAACCCAUGGAAAAUGGUACCGACGGUAGUGCUGUUGGUGCUUGCGCUACUUCUCCUGGGCGGACGACGGUGGCCACUGCAGCUGGCAACGUUGUUUGCAAAUGAAGAUUGCAUUCUUACCAUGCCGGCACAGCUGCAGAAAGCUUUUCGACCCCCGGAGAGCUGUGACUUCUGUCGAGCGGUUCGCGGAACUGUUCCACGGCUGUCGAACGUCAGUCCGGCGGAGUUCGCCCGUGACUACGCAUACCGCGGUGGACCAGUGAUUGUGACCGAUGCAACCGUUAACUGGACCGCAGUGGAGAGUUUCGACUUUUGGUUCUUCAAACGUGUCUAUGAAACGCAUGGCAGUGGGCCGAGAGCGGAACGCUGUCAGUUCUUCCCAUACCAGACCGGAUUUCGCGACAUACGAGAAGCGUUUUCAUUGCCCGAAUCACGCGUCCGAUAUGACCCGGGAACUGUGCCGUGGUACUUUGGAUGGAGCAAUUGUGAUCCAGCGAUCGUGAAUGUGCUGCGCAAGCAUUACCAGCGUCCCUACUUUCUGCCAGCUGACUCGGAGAACAGUGCCAUCGAUUGGGUGUUUAUGGGUGGGCCUGGUCUUGGGGCACACAUGCACGUGGACAAUGUGCGACUUCCUUCGUGGCAGUCGCAGCUAAAAGGAGCCAAAGAAUGGAUACUGGCACCUCCACCCGAAUGUUUGUAUCAGUGCGAAUUCCUCUCGGUCGUGGUACAAACUGGAGAAACAAUUGUGCUGGAUACCAACAAAUGGUACCACAAAACAAAUGUACUCCCCGGUCCCAUCAGCAUCACAGUGGGAGCUGAAUACGAUUAAAACCCCUAUUCGU
Messenger RNA from Anopheles coluzzii, 4092 nucleotides. RefSeq lists its product as uncharacterized. The coding region runs from base 3090 to 4079 and encodes 329 amino acids. Lineage: Eukaryota; Metazoa; Arthropoda; Insecta; Diptera; Culicidae. The record is from RefSeq and is a predicted model, not a curated record. The transcript is spliced from 4 exons.